AUGACGUCGCCGUCGUUGGAGAACCUUCCGGCCGAACUCAUUGGCCAAGCGACAGAGCAGCUUUUGGUAGCCCGUGCCUUCGGCUCUGUCACCGCGCUCGGGGGAUGUACGCGGCGCUUGCAUGCCAUCGUACUUCCGGCCCUGUACAAGCAUGUCACCAAGGUGGACUUGCAGACUGGGGAGGACGCGCUGAUACGGGCGGUUGAGAACGACGAGCUCGGCCUCCUCAAAGUUCUCUUGGAACGCGGAGUCGAUCCGAAUGGUCGUUUCUGGUCGACCUUGCCCAGUAGUGUCCGCCAGGAGAUGUUCUCUGCCCAGGGUCUCAGCCGCCGCCUGUCGCCCAGGGGCGAUGGCUACCUCGUUUCCAAGAUCAUUCAGGAAAAUAUCGACGGCAGAGAGCCACCUCCAACUUGGAGCCCUUUGCACCUCGCCGUCUGCUUUGUCCACGACCGCCUUGUCCGCCGCCUCCUCGACCACGGCGCAAAUCACAUGGCAGUCGGCUGGCUGGCGACGGGUCACCCGACCUUCGUGGAUGCAGAGGAUCCUGGAAUCACUGCUCUCCAUCGUGCCGCGUUGCGAGGCGGUGUGGCCAUGUGCCAACUCCUGCUCGAUCACCAUGCCGCGGGCGUCACGGAGGCAAGCGGCGACAUGCUUGAGCGGGGAGAGGCCAGGGGGCUGCGGGCGCUCGACUACGCUGUUGCUGCCGGGCAUACACGGACGGUUGGCUCGUGGCUCCUGGAGCAUGGGGCCGACCAUCUGCAGCACAUCGCCCUCGCCGAACGGAACUUCCCCGCGCCUCUCAAUUUCCUGUGCGCCCGGCAGCAGUACCGAGAUGCGCACUACCUCCUGGACCGGAUCUUAAUCCGCACUCUUGGUUCGCUGCGGGGCUUCCUCGUCGAGGACAUGGAGCAUGUUGUGACCACAGAGUCCCCCAUGCCCGAGCCUGACAGCGAAGAAGCGUUGAUCACUUUGGUAAGGCGGUUGUUGGACGCAGGGGUGGAUCCGAACGCCCUCCUUCCCGAUCGCGGCGAAUUGCUUUUGCAAUCAGCUUUGCACCGGGAAAUUCGCAGUAGCCAGCCAGAGGCAGUCAAGGUCCUCGUCAGCGCGGGCGCCCAGCUCGAGCUCCGCGCGUUUGAACCGGGAUUCACCUGGCUACGACGUACCGCGCUGGACUUUGCAUUGCGCACUUGCCCGUGCCUUCCCGUCGUCGGGCGCGAUCCGCGACAAUAUUUACAAAACAUCGUCGGCCUUCUCGAGCUUGGAGCCUCGUUCACAGACGCGACUGCUAGACUACCCGGUCAAGCAACAGAGCCCAAGACUUGCUUUUGCCCCUUGUUCUCCCAUCCAUCAGGAAGGUACAACUCGGACAAUUAUAAUUUGUUUGAAAGAUUGAUGGAGCUGGUGGCGAGACAACUGAGUGAUCAGAGUCUGCGCCUUCCGCUCGCCUCCGAGCUGAUGGACCUCGCUCUUGAGUACGGAAAGCCGAAUGAGAAGCUUCCGCAAUGGUUGAUACGACACUACAACGUCACCCUGACGGAUAUUUUCCCUGACGGUUUGCAUAUUUAUGCACCGCGCUACCCUGAUGCCGUACGCAUCGGCAAUCCUGGGCUUCUCAGUUGGCUGUUGGAUUCCGCGCCGGAGAAGACGGCCGAGAUUCUUUCUGGCAUCAACCUCCUUCCUCUCCCGGCUUUGUGCAAUCUUCUUCGCAGCACCCCAGUGCUAGUCGAACGUGGCUUGCUAGACAGGGCCCUUCCUGCUGAUGGCACCUGUGAAAAGGCACCUCGGGCGAGCGUGGAAUGGCAAUUCACAAUCAUGGUCUUCGAGGCGUGCGCCAAUAUCAAAUGGUGCGACCACGUGUCGGACGGAUCCGCCACGGAAUUCGUUGCCCGCGUGCUCAAGCUGGCAUCCAGCGUUCAGGACGAUGACCUGUCGAAGAUAUUGACCCCCGCCCCCGACCCAGCUGUCGCACUGGAGGUCUUGGCUAUGGCACUGGAUGCUAGCUCGCAAGAGCCUGAUCCAGCAGUCAUCCUCACAAUCCUCAAACACACCCAUGUCGACGUCCGCACACUGAUCCCAAGGCCUACUGAGAAGAAUGAGAACAGCAACGGCAUCGGCGGUCAAGUACUGCUACUGUAUUAUUUGCUAAAGACCUUUCUCAAGGCGCAUGUCAUCUCCCCAUCCAGCGGCCUCCUCCCCGUACCAACCGACGCCAGCCCGAGACGCCAAACACACCGCCAGCCCUCAGGCGAGACGCCACUGGAAGCGUUGGCCGCCAUACUCGACGGGCAAGACUGCGGCGCCGAGUUCGGUGACUGGCCGUGCCAUAACCGAAACAGCCUGCGGGCUCAUGUGCAGCUCGACUGGAGGGCUCCUGACAGGGUGGGAGAGCCCCUGGCGGACUUGUUCAACCCGGUCGAGGUCGGUGAUCUCAAAGCUAGGUGGGCGUGA
Molecule: messenger RNA, 2448 nt
Organism: Chaetomium strumarium
Lineage: Eukaryota; Fungi; Ascomycota; Sordariomycetes; Sordariales; Chaetomiaceae
Product: ankyrin repeat-containing domain protein
Exons: 6
Coding region: 1-2448 (815 amino acids)
Cellular component (GO): cytoplasm; nucleus
Molecular function (GO): protein binding
Source: RefSeq, a predicted model, not a curated record